This is a messenger RNA of Aegilops tauschii subsp. strangulata, 1230 nucleotides long. Lineage: Eukaryota; Viridiplantae; Streptophyta; Magnoliopsida; Poales; Poaceae. The record is from RefSeq and is a predicted model, not a curated record.
AUGUCAGCCCUCGGCACCUCCUCCUCCUCCCGCGCCCCUCCUAGCAACCCGUUCGACUCCUCCUACGGGUCCGAGCCCGAUGAGCCCAAAGCCGCCGACAUCUGCAACAUCCACCUCUCCGAUCACGUCCCCAUUAUCCUCUCCCACGCCUCCGCAAACUACUAUGCUUGGAAAACCUACUUCAAUCUCCUUUUCCGUGAGUACAACCUUCGUGAUCAUGUGGACGGUCUCGCCAAUUUCUUUGCCGGCGCCCACGACGCCAACUGGCUCGCCAUUGACGCCACCCUCAUCCGGUGGUUCUUCCUCACCGUCUCUCCGGACAUCUUCCACACCGUCGUUCGCGAUGGGGACGAUGCCUACACGGUGUGGACCAAGAUCAAUGGCCUCUUCACCGACAACAAGCUCCAACGGAUUGUUUUCUUGCAGCAGGAAUUUUUGGGGUGCCACCAGAACGACUCCACCAUCGACGCUUUCUGUCUCCGGCUCAAGACCCUCUCCGACGAGCUCAACGACGUCGGGUUCAAGGUGGGCGACGAGCUUCUCCUCUCGACGCUCACCGCCGGCCUCAACGAGGACUUCGGCAACGCCGCCUCCAACCUCACCCUCAUGGCCAACCCUACUUACGAGCGGGCGGUGGCCUAUCUUCGCCUUGAGGAGCGGCGGAUGAAGCACCUCCGCACCUGCGCCGUCCACACCGCGCUCGCCGCCGGCUUCUCCACCGGCGCCUCUACACCACGCUCGGCGCCGCGUCCUCCGGCUGUCCCGCACCCUACGCCGGUGCCGCAGCCGCCCCAACCUCCGCGCACCGGUGGGAACGGCGGCAACCGUCGCCGCGGUCGCGGCGGCCAACGCCAAGGCGGCGGCAAAGGGGGCGGCAGUGUCAGUCAGGCUCCCCAGCAGCAGCCCCCGCCACCCUGGGCCGGUGGCUAUAACCCCUGGACGGGGGUCGUGCACGCAUAUAGCAUGCCCGUGCCGCGGCUCCCCGCCCCGGGCAUCCUCGGCCCCGGCCCCAGCGCUCACCAGGCGCUCCUGGCUGCGCCUGCCGGCGCAUAUGGCGCGUACGGCGCCCCUCCUGUCGCGCCCCCUUCGGCGCUCCCGGCGCGUACGGCGCCCCUACUACGACCGGGCCCUUCUAGCGGCACUGCAGCAGCCGCCGCCAUACUCAGGUGGUGGCGGCGAUUGGAUUAUGGACUCCGGCGCCACCUCCCAUAUGUCCGCUCAUCCGGGUAA